Molecule: messenger RNA, 5933 nt
Organism: Cydia strobilella
Lineage: Eukaryota; Metazoa; Arthropoda; Insecta; Lepidoptera; Tortricidae
Gene: Br140
Product: bromodomain-containing protein 1
Exons: 22
Coding region: 179-3772 (1197 amino acids)
Biological process (GO): regulation of transcription by RNA polymerase II
Cellular component (GO): MOZ/MORF histone acetyltransferase complex
Molecular function (GO): protein binding
Source: RefSeq, a predicted model, not a curated record
GGCGCCGCUUGCCUUGCUUUCGUGUUUGCGCGAUCGCGCCUUUCACCAAUAUAUAAAUCAAGUUUACAAACUACUCUCCUACAUAGUAGUGUUUAUAUUACUCGUGCGGCGUAGUAUUCUUAUUUAUUCACAUCUAAAAUGGUUUAUAUUUAAUGAAGUGGGUCACAGCUGAUUAAAAAUGGGUUUAGACUUCGAUGUUCUAGAGUUUUGCAAAAAACUCCGUCAAAACCGGCCUCCGCCUUACCAAUGUCCCUUGGAAAAGUGUGAUAAAGUAUACAAGAGUUUGUGUGGGCUGCAGUAUCACCUGGUGAACUACGAUCAUGACAACCCGACGCCCGCUACCCCGGCCUCUGUUAGCCACCGUAAGAAGGGCAGAUCGACGCGGGCGCCAGUGCCAACUGGCGACAUAGCCCUGCAAAGUCCACCCAAAGAAGCCCUAACUUUUGCGGAAGCCCAGAAAGUUGUCCAGUUUGAGAUAGAUGGCAAAAUUAGCAGGAUUCCUAUAGAUCAGCCCCUGCCGAUAAUGUCGCUUGAGGAUUGGGAAAAGAAGAAUGCAGAGCUGGAAAAACCAGUGCCGUUUGUUGAGCCACCGCCUGAACCGCAUGUUAAAUUGCCUGAAGCCAGCUUCAAGCUGAUUGAAGAUUACAAUGAAAGAGUGUGUGAUGCCCCUCCCCGCCCAAAUGCCUACAUCCGCUUUAUAGAGAAGUCUGCCGAGGAACUAGAUGGUGAAGUGGAGUAUGAUGUGGACGAGGAAGAUACAGCGUGGCUUGAAAUUAUUAAUAAGACGAGGGUCAAGCAAGGUCUGCCGCCCGUUUCAGUUGAUACCUUGGAGCUGUUAAUGGAUAGAUUGGAGAAAGAAUCCUACUUUCAGGCAUCCCAAACGGGCCAACAAACAGCGGCUCAAGUAGAUGAAGAUGCAGUCUGCUGCAUAUGCAUGGACGGUGAAUGCCAGAACACCAACGUCAUCCUGUUCUGUGACAUGUGUAACUUGGCUGUGCAUCAGGACUGUUAUGGGGUGCCAUACAUACCCGAGGGCCAGUGGCUGUGCCGCCGAUGUCUGCAGUCUCCAUCUCGCCUCGUCAACUGCGUACUCUGCCCAAACACUGGAGGAGCCUUCAAGCAGACGGACCAAGGCACGUGGGCCCACGUGGUCUGCGCCCUCUGGAUACCUGAAGUUCGUUUUGCAAACACCGUGUUUCUCGAGCCUAUAGAUUCGAUCGAGAUGAUCCCAGCAGCCCGUUGGAAGCUGCAAUGCAUGGUGUGCAAGCAGCGAGCCUCUGGCGCUUGCAUCCAGUGCCACAAGAGCAACUGCUACUCUGCCUUCCAUGUCACUUGUGCACAACAGGCUGGAUUAUACAUGAAAAUGGAGGCGGCAGGCGCCGGGCGGGACCCCAGCCAGCCGGUGCAGGUCGCCAAGAUGGCGUACUGCGACGCGCACACGCCGGCGCACGUGCUGCAGGAGCGCCGCGCUGCCGAGGCCGAGGGCGACGCCAAGCCGUCAGACUUGUCGGCUAUCAGGCAGAAGGGACGGGACAAGAUCAAACAGGCGCGUCGCGUCCUCGCAAUGAAGCGGACCUGGGCACCAGUGGUGCUAGUCCCCACUCUGCCCGCCGAGCGCGUGGCCGAGGUGGCGGCGCUGGCGCACGGGCCGCCCGCGUCGCGCGCGCAGCUCAUGAAGCGCCUGCUGGCCUACUGGACGCUGAAGCGGCGCAGCAGGAACGGCGUGCCUUUGUUGAGACGGCUGCAGAGCGCCACCACACACCACGGUACCAGAGGCAUUCAAGAUGGUACAGUCAACGUGCGAGAGCUUUGCAACCAACUGAAGUAUUGGCAAAGGAUACGCCAAGAUUUAGAGAGAGCUAGGCUCCUAUGCGAACUCGUCCGCAAACGCGAACGCCUAAAGGCUGAACACACUCGCGCGUGGGAGCGUCUGGUCCUGCACCACCUCCGGCCCGAGCGGGCCGUCCUACACAAGCUGCUGAGGAUGCUGCGACAGCGGGACCACAGCGACGUGUUCACCGAGCCCGUCGACCUGCUGGAGGUGCCCGACUACAGUACGGUAGUGAAGCACCCGAUGGACCUGAGCACUAUGGGAAAGAAGUUAGACCGCGGCGCGUACAAAACCAUAGACGAUGUGGAAGCCGACUUCACGCUCAUGAUAGACAACUGCCUCGCCUAUAACAACAAGGACACAGUAUUUUAUAAGGCCGCAAUAAAAAUGCGCUCCCAGUGCCUCCCGAUCUUCCGCCAAGCGCGGCGCGACGUCCGCACUGCCGGCAUGCCGCAGCUCGCCGGCGCCGGCGACGCCGACUCCAGCCCCGAGCGAGAGGCACCGCGCGAGCGGGACAGGGCCAGGUCCACCAGGAGGAGCGUCGACUCGAGGCGGAGCCGGAGCAGGGCUAGCAGCAGCGACAGCGGGAACACUGCCGACACGCGGAGCUCGCGCGCGCGCAGCCGCCGGCGCGCCGAGCCGCGCAGGAGCCCGCGCCGGGACUCGGACGACGACAAUAACACCCGGGAGAGCUCACCAGUGGCGUCGAAGUCUAAAGUGAACGCGAACUGGUGGCGCGGGCGCGGGCGGGGGCGGGGGCGGCGCGGGCGCGGGGGGCGCGGCCGGGGGCGCAACGUGUCCCGUAACCCGGCGGUGACUGACACACCGACUUCUGGCUCCGAGACGCCGGCGCCGUCUAAACCCGUCGAGCGCACGCAAAAGCUGUCCACGCCGGAGAAAUCGCCGAACAAGUCGCCCAACAAGUCGCCCGUCAAGUCCGCCAAGUCGCCGCUCAAGACGGCCAGUUCAGGUUUGGGUCUCAUCGGAGGUUUGAGGAAGCCAACGCUACUGCUUACUCCGACGACCGUAGCGACGCCGCCUAAAAGUUUCGGAUCCGAUGCGUCACUCCCCACUUUAUCAGCCAGCCUCGGCAGGCCGCUGGAGCCGUCACCCAAGAAGAAAGGCCGCGGACGCCCGAGAAAGUGCGAUAAAGACAAACAGGCUUCUUCACCCGACUUAUUUCGGACGGGCCUCGGCGAAGGCAAGGCGCUGUCCACGCCUGUCCCGGCCUCGUUCCUGCAGUACCGCGGGACGACCGGCGAGGCCGGCUCGGACAGCGACCUGGCGCUGUCCAGGUCGUCGUCGAACAGCUCCGUGUGGUCGUCAUGCUCGUCCUGCACGCACUACGCCUCCGACCGCUCACGCUCCGCCAGCUCCAGCGAUGGGUCCAGCUACAACGACACGCUGGACUCGACGCUGGAGGGCAGCGGCGCGGAGCGGCGGGAGCGGCGGCGACGCUCGCACUCCGACCAGAGCCGCUCCGGACAAGACUCGCCCACCACACCGACUAAGGGCCGAGGCACACGCUCAUCCACAUCGAAGACGCCCGUGAAGAGCUCGCUGCCCGACGAGCCCCUCGAACCGCUGCAACUCGUCUGGGCCAAGUGCAGAGGCUACCCCUGGUACCCAGCUUUAAUAAUCGACCCAAAAAUCCCAAAAGGCUUCAUCUACAACGGCGUUCCGCUUCCAGUACCACCACAAGACGUACUCAACCUCAAGAAGAACCAUUCUCACGAGCCAGUCCUCUACUUAGUACUAUUCUUCGAUGUCAAACGCACAUGGCAAUGGCUGCCGCCUAACAAGCUUGAACUUCUAGGAGUAGAGAAAAGUUUAGAUCAGGCUAAGCUGGUUGAAUCUAGGAAACCAGCUGAUAGAAAGGCGGUGAAGAAGGCCUACGGAGACGCGAUGCAGUUUAGAAAGCAGGUCGAUGGCGACAAAUGACACAGGUUUAGGUAUAGGUCUAGGAGACCGAAUAGGAACAGAACGUUCAGCUUCGGGAACUUCUCCUUGAUGCAUAUUAGAACGCCGGAGGAUACGAGUGAUUCCAGUGAUUAAUUUAGUUUAGAAAUUUAAAUAUCUAGAGGGUGAAUGAACUGUAGCAUGCAGCGCAAGAGCUCCCUGUUCAUUGGCACGAAGUGUAAAAUUUACACUGUAAAAUGACAAAUUUAAGUUUUUGUAUUUAGGCCACUAGAUAGCAGCAAAGCGCAAGGGUGCACGCUCAAACUGUAGGGAGCUCACCUGCUUUGCGUAACCAUCUACUAUUACUAUAACAUAUUACAAUCUUAAUCUGUUUAUACAGGUAGCUCCUUGGGUCAAAAGUAUUACUAACUAGCGACCCGCCCCGGCUUCGCACGGGUGCAAUGCUGAUGUAUUGUACAUAUAAACCUUCCUCUUGAAUCACUCUAUCUAUUAAAAAAACCGCAUCAAAAUCCGUUGCGUAGUUUUAAAGAUCUAAGCAUACAUAGAGACAGACAUACAUCCAGACAGCAGGAAGCGACUUUGUUUUAUAUUAUGUAGUGAAGUACAUCUCUGUAUCAUAUAUACCUAAAAAUAAUAGUGAGUAAAAACCGCACUAAUAAAUAUUUUGAUAUAUGUUUUGACAAGAUAAUUGAAUAUGAACAGUAAAUAUUUCAAUAACUUAGGUGAGAUAGACUGGAUUGUAUGAUAAGGUUAGGAAUGCGAAAAUAAUACCAUUUGUAAAGAAGUUAAUGUAAGUAUAGGUACAGUUAGCAGCUGAAAUUGCUUAGUGGGCAAUGUUUAUAAAAUGACCUCAACACAUAUUUACGAGUAUUUGCUAAGGGAGUAAAUGCUUGUGCUGAUAUUUUUUACAUUAGCCGAUGUAGCAAUUUCUGUUGCUGACUGCUUUUUGGUAGGUGGUUGGUAGGUAGGUGUAACUGUUAUUCUCUGUAGGUUUGGUAUUGACUUGUUUACCUAUUCAAGAUAAUAAUGAAAACAUUGCGAAUAAUAAUACCUUCAUAAGUUUCAUAACAUAAUAAAUAUAAUAACUAAAUCAAAUGUAUAAUUAUACGAGUAUAUACUUAUUCGGAAAGUAGUUGGUAACCUCAUUAUAAAUUUAUAUAUUUCUAGAUGUGAUAGAGAUAAUACUUAAAUGUAAUUGUCUGGUUGCAUAAACGGUUAACUUGGGUAAAUGAUGUUAUGUCAAUCAAUGAUAAUCAAUAAAAUGAUGUUAACUUUGAUCACUUCAAGUUGUAAGUUAUAAAUCCAAUGUACUCAUGUAUAACAUCAAUCUAAUGUUUCAUCACUAUGAAUGCAGCUGUAGAGAUAAACGUGGCUAAAUUUAAUAUGUAUUUGUCGAAAUAUAUGUAAAGAUUUCAAUUUAAUGAUGGAGGUAAAAAAAACAACUGGUUAGGAAUACAGGGAAGUGGCGUUGUGGUAAACGGAAGUUGGUAUUAUUGCUCUAUGAUAAAGUAGAUGAGGUAUAAAGUAUUGUAACUGGACUGAUGGAUAGAAUGUAACAGUAAGCUGUAGAGAUAACUGAACCCCUUGCAAACAAAUUUCUAUUGCUAAUUCAUGCGUAGUUCGGAAGGGAGAGGUGCGUACUAUUUUUUAACUCAAUUGUCAGGAAAUAGUUUUUUUUUUCUUUUUAGGGUUGUGUUGUUAUUUGCCUUUUACAAUCAAUACCCAUUAUUUUUGUUGGGAAGUCACCACUGUUGCAUUAAAAUAUGUAUGAAAGAGCCAACCAUUGACCGAGAGCGGACAUUAAUAUAGGUAGUUACCUAUAAAGUUUUGGUUUUCUUAUACAGGCAUCGUUAUAGCCAUCAAAUACAUCUAAGCAAUAUGUUCACACGCAUCUGAACGGCAGUAUUACUUGCUUUGAACUUGUGAAGAUAUCUUAUGUGGCUUUCCAAAUCAAAAAAGUAUGUUAUACAGUUGCCAUAAAGGCACCUUUUGUAAUGGAAAGCCACUUGCCACUUGCCUGUUACGAUGUAUUUAAGAAUAUAAUCUUUUUGCACAUGUUUGAGAAUCUUGUAUUUCCUUAUAAAUUUUAAUUUGCAAUGUUUUUGUUUUUACGGUAUCAAAAUAAGGCUUUUAUUAUAAGUCGUUGUGUUAUCAGUGUUUUAUGCUGGCUUUGUUUGUCAAA